This is a messenger RNA of Penicillium expansum, 3000 nucleotides long. Its product is annotated as Rho GTPase activation protein. Gene Ontology annotation, molecular function: DNA-binding transcription factor activity, RNA polymerase II-specific; RNA polymerase II cis-regulatory region sequence-specific DNA binding. The record is from RefSeq and is a predicted model, not a curated record. The coding region runs from base 1 to 3000 and encodes 999 amino acids. Gene Ontology annotation, biological process: regulation of transcription by RNA polymerase II; signal transduction. The transcript has 5 exons. NCBI's taxonomy places the organism in Eukaryota, Fungi, Ascomycota, Eurotiomycetes, Eurotiales, Aspergillaceae.
AUGCGGCGUCUCAAAAAUGUGUUCCGGUCCGGAUCUGAGACAACUAACCCUGCUUCAUCUCGUGCUGUCUGGCAACGGCGACGUCAAGGGUCUGAGGGAGAGCCAUUGAAACCUCAACCAGAAGCCGCUUCGAGUGAAUUACAACGUGAUGAGCAGACGACCGAAGCAGGACCUAGCACUGCGAACAAACUAUCUUCCUCGGCCGCAGCAGCCCCCGUUGACAAUACCGAAACUGGGUCGAAUGUCCAACACGCUCAAGACACUGGCGAACUUCCUUCUCGGUCCAAGAAUGGCACUAGGCGUCUGAAGAGAAUGGUUGCUUGCAUCCGUGGCAGCUUAUCUCAAGACGAUGAUCCCAUCACGGGCACACAGCCUCAAACUACGCAGGAGAGUGCCCGUGAAGGAAGAACGAGCUCCAUACCUUUAUCCUCCAAUCCCAUUGAACUAGAUACUGCCGAGGGGCCGUCCACAACCGCUGGCAAAUCUGUCAGAUUCAAUGACCCUAAAGAGCGGCGGAAGACCAGCGGACAGACGACUCAUUCUCAGGAUUCCAGCCAGACCGAGGAUACUAUCUGCCGAGAUCCUGCCCAGCGCAUCAAUAUGCCUUUUCAGGAGGAACCUUUGGAGGAGUGGGGAUGGCCGGGACUGAUGCUGUAUUGCCCGGAAAGUAGCAGCAAUACCAAAACUCAUAUCCAGGAGUCUUCGGAUCCGUUCUCAGAUGGGAAGGCCGCCGACGUCAGACAAGCAAAGCCGGGACCUUCGAGGCGUAGCGCGGGCACGAGCCGGGAGGAAUCAUCGAGAGCUUCUGAAGGGACACUGGAGCCUAUCGCGGAGACUGAUUUUGACACAAUCGAACCGGUCAUUGAACCAGCCGAGCCCGACCAUGCGGAUUCUCAAAGGGCAAGUUCGGCCAACAGCCAAACAAGUCGAGUUAGUUGGAGUAGUACACUUGACGCGCCAAAAGCGAUCUCAGCCUUUAACCGGAUGGCAUCUCAGUUCGGUAUCCCGAUUGCUAUUCCAGAUGAUGAUACUCCAAGCCCACCAGCCGAGGGCAAUCCUGCCGCCGAGGAACAGGGGCCGAGUCGUCGUGGAUUUGGAUUGUUGGGUAAAGUUCGCAAGGUGCGAUCUAGUUUGGAUGCCAACACAACCCCUUUGGCACCACCUCCUAAGCUGCGACGAAUGAAAACAUUCGCAAACCUACGUCGUCCCACUCCGAUGACUUCGUUGCAAGGAAGAUCGAUCGAGACUUUGGCCCGUCUUGGAGGAUAUGGCUAUCUUAUGCUGAAGGACUUGGGCCCCUGUCCCGUGCAGCUGCCCGCGUACAUUGUGGCAACGCUGAUGUUUCUGCAUAAAUAUGGUCUUGACACUCCCGAGAUCUUCAUCCAGUCCGGCGAUCUGAAAACUGCCAUUCGCUUGUAUGACCACUUUGCUAGCCAGGUGCUUGAGGUGGAGAAAGAUGAGAGCAAGAUUUCCCUUACCAUGCGUGUGGUUGCCAUGCCCCAGCUCCGUGAAGACUCGGCGCCCGUGUUGAGUGUGGCCUGGGCCUUAAAGGCCGUGCUGGCGGGGCUUCCAAACGGGAUCCUCGGGAGUGUCCGGCUCUACCAGGUUUUGAGGGAAAUGUACUAUCACUCCAUCCCCAAUCAAUCCCAUCAACUCCGUGUACCAGACUGUAUCUCUGAUGCGAGCCCAAUGACUGCCGCCCGAGUACAGCUUAUGUGUCUUGCGCUUAUUGCCCUUGCACCUGAGAUGCAGCGCGAUUUGAUCUGUGCGGUAUUUGGGCUACUUUCCUUGUUGGUAAAUGCAGAGACCAACGUCCAGGACCAACCCGGGAUGGAGCUCCGUGAUCCAGUGGCGAGUCCGAACUUCCACGAGUUGGUGCGGGUGUUUGGACCGCUCCUCCUCGGGCCCAGGGGGCAAGAGGACCGAGAAGGGGCCUCAACAGAGGUUGAAAAGGAGAUUGAUGAUCAACGCGUGGCAGUUACAACACUGGACAAGUCGACGCUUCUCUACCUGGACAUGUCUACCAACCUCAAAUCUGCAAUGCCAUCAGGGCUACCAUCGGGGUUAUCAUCAGGGUUACCUCCAGGCCUUGGAAACAACAUCAACAUCGACCCAUCACCAUUCACAACUUCCUUCUCAGGUGAUUUCCUAGGCCUCCCCAUUCCAGACGACGACCAACUUUGGGGUCUGAGCCCCAUCUCACCAAUGGCCACAGGCUGGGACAAACCCGACUCGGCAGCAUUUGCCAAUUCCGCACUCGAGCGGGACCUCAAAAACGCCCAAGUCCGAAAUGGCCAACCAACCCCGCCCCCAUACGACGAUCAAGGCCGCGACCUUUCCCUAGACAUGUUGGAAAGCGCCAGCAAACGACGGCGGGCGCGAGAAUACAAAACCGCCGCUGCAAGCCUCAGUCCAGAUCUCGACGAGGCCCCACACGAACGCGCCAAGCGUGCCAAGUUCCUCGAGCGAAACCGUCUCGCAGCAAGCAAGUGUCGCCAGAAGAAGAAGGAACAUACCCAGCUGCUGGAAUUCAAUUUCAAGGAACAGUCCGAGAAGAAGGAAAAGCUGAUCGGGGAGAUUGCCCGGCUGCGAUCGGAGAUCCUCGGAUUGAAGAAUGAAGUACUGAAACAUGCUCAGUGUGGAGACGAGCCGAUUAAACUUCAUCUCGCUCAGAUGGUAAAGAAGAUUACUGAUAACGAUGCCCCGCCUGCGGGUACGCUACCUGAUUCGCCCGUCAGAAUCCCAGAUAACAAUCCCUCUGUCUCCCCGCUCGAACCCAACCCCGCUCCGGUUACGACUGCUGCGCCUGUGUCUGUUCCGGCGGCGCCGGCGACGAUGUCGUUUGGCUUUGAUGAUCCUCUCCAACUUGAGCCUGCUGCAGCGGCUGCGGCCGAGGCGUUUGAACAACAGAUGCGCCGUGAGUCGGAGGCUUCGCUGGUCUCGGAGGGGUCUUAUUCUUUCUCGGCGGAGGAUACAUUUGAUGAUUUGAUCAAUGUGUGA